Messenger RNA from Lampris incognitus (smalleye Pacific opah), 4527 nucleotides. RefSeq names its product pleckstrin homology domain containing, family A member 7b (gene plekha7b). The record is from RefSeq and is a predicted model, not a curated record. Gene Ontology annotation, molecular function: protein binding. Bases 24 to 4187 code for a protein of 1387 amino acids. NCBI's taxonomy places the organism in Eukaryota, Metazoa, Chordata, Actinopteri, Lampriformes, Lampridae. The transcript has 29 exons.
GCGAGCCGGGGAAGGAGGAGAUCAUGGCGGCACCUCCGGCGCGGGACGCCCUGCCGGACCACUGGUCCUACGGAGUUUGCAGGGACGGCAGGGUCUUCUUCAUCAACGAUACAACUCGCAGCACUACUUGGCUGCAUCCUCGCACCGGCGAGCCUGUCAACUCGGGACACAUGAUACGAUCAGAUCUACCGCGGGGCUGGGAGGAGGGCUUCACGGACGAGGGGGCCAGCUACUUCAUCAACCACAACCAGAGGACUACAUCGUUUCGGCACCCUGUGACCGGACAGAUAUCCCCUGAAAAUACGGAAUACACACUGCAGGACAGGAUAGAGUCCCGCAUGUCCAAGCCACUGACAAAUCAGAAGACCCCCAUCAUGGUCAACGACUCCUCCCCGCCUGUGACCUCGACAGCGGAUGCCACCCCGGGGUCAAAGCUACACGGUUCCAGGGGGGCGGGUAAGGUGCACAGUUUUGGCAAGAGGGACCAUGCUGUCAAGAGAAACCCCAACAUCCCUGUGGUCGUGAGAGGCUGGCUCUACAAACAGGACAGUUCUGGGAUGCGGCUGUGGAAACGGAAGUGGUUUGUUUUGUCAGACUACUGCUUGUUUUAUUACAAAGACAGUCGAGAGGAGACAGUGCUUGGGAGCAUCCCUCUGCCUAGCUAUGUCAUUUCCCCUGUGGAACCUGAUGACCACAUAAGUCGAAAAUAUGCAUUUAAGGCGAGCCACACCGGGAUGCGGUCCUACAUUUACAAUAAGAACUCUGUGAUUGGCUCACAGGCAGAGCACUGUGGGAUGCGGACGUACUUCUUCAGCGCGGACACGCAGGAGGACAUGAAUGGCUGGAUCCAAGCCAUGAACCAGGCUGCACUGAUGCAGCAGACUCACACCGUCAAGAGGGAGGUGGAGAGGCCAGAGAAGACUGUUCAACAAGCAGUCCCUCAGACCAAUCACAUCACCUUCAGCCACAACGCCCUCCCGUCAGAGGGCCUCCAUCGGCCCGACAGGAAGGAGCACCAGGACAAUGGCGUUCGACUGGCUCACGGAGAGGAAGUGAGGUACGGGUUGGAGAGCCAAGGUAGACCCGGCCAGCCCGCCUCAGAGGACAGAGUCGAGGGACACUCCCCAGAACCCGUCCUCGGAUCCUCCCACAAGAAUGGCCAGCAGACACCGGGCCAAAUGGCCCAUCUUGCAGGACAGAAUGGGAACGUUGCCCAUAAGAAAGGCUUCAUUCCUCGGACAAACACCGAGAAACAGGUCCAGAGGAAGACCGCUAUGGCUCAGGUGGAGCAUUGGGUCAAAGUUCAGAAAGGGGAAACACCCAAAAGCACUCCCUCUGCUGAGUACAGUCUACCCCGCCGGACACCUCCCAUGAAGCCAAAAGCCAGCACAGUGGAUGUGGCCUACCAGUCAUUGCCAAAGACACCCCAUCUCCCAUCUGGCAGCAGUUCUCCUCCAGUGACCAGCAACCUGCCCAGUGACUACAAGUACGCCCACGACCGGCUCAGCCACUUUCGGAUGUCCACAGACGAGCGGAUGGCCAACAAGGAGGGCAUGGUUUGGCAGCUGUACGAAUGGCAGCAGCGCCAGCAGUUCCGUCACGGCAGCCCCACUGCACCCAUCUACACAGGCCCGAACUUCAUGGACGCCUCCGCUUUUAGGGUCACUGUGGAGAUGCCCCGCUCCAUCUCUGUGCCCCCGUCGCCUUGUGAAGUCCCCCCGUCCGUUCCGUCCACCUUUAAACCCCUCUCCCCCCGCAGGCCACACACUCCUUCAGAUCGGCUGACCGUCCGGCCCCUGGAGGACCCACUACCUGGGGAAAGCACAAGACCCAGCUCCCCUGGACAUGCCUGCACCCAGCUCUCUCAGACUUGUCAGGUUGAGAGGAGGUCGGUGCCAGCCAUGGGCUACAUCACGCACACGGUCAGCGCACCCAGCCUGCACGGUAAAACGCCAGAGGAGCUGACCUUACUCCUCAUUCAGCUCCGGAGGCACCAGGCCAAGAUGGCUGAGGUUCACAGCCCCGGCGAUGCGUUCAUUCACCUGCAGAACCACCGGCACAACGGCCUUCUAGCCCCCAGCCUGCAGGCUGAUGACACUUACAUACAACUGAAGAAGGACCUGGAGUAUCUAGAUUUGAAGGUGACCGGACGUGAAAGUCUGAAAGAGCGCCUGCUGAGACCUGUCAAAAUAGCAGAAAGUGACGCUGAUGUGAAGUUAAGUCGACUGUGCGAGCAAGAUAAGAUUCUGCAGGAGCUGGAGGCCAAGAUACGCAGUCUGAAAGAAGACAAGGACAAGCUGGAGUCGGUGCUGGACGUUUCCCACCAGCAGAUGGAGCAGUACCGGGACCAGCCGGCCCACGCUGAGAAGAUCGCCUAUCAGCAGAGAUUACUGCAGGAGGACGUGGUGCAUAUCAGGGCUGACAUCUCCCAGGUCUCCACGGAGAUGGAGAAUGCGUGGAAUGAGUACAGUCAGAUAGAAAGAGACGUGGAUAGGCUAAGGUCUGCGCUUCAGGGUCAGAUGAGCCGCGGUGAUGUCUCUCAGGAGGAGAAGGCUCAGAUCAGGAAGGAGCUGUGGAGGAUUGAGGAUGUGAUUGCAGGCCUCAGCUCCAGUAAAGCCAACUACCAAGUCACUGUCAACUCUGUCACCAACCCAGAGAGGAAACUUGUGCCUUCGGUGUUGGUGUCCUCCGUGCCUUCUGUGUCUGGGAAUCCAGCUGCAGUGGAGAUGAGGCCGUGCCAUCAGCAGCACAGCCCCCGCCUCAGCCCCACCAGCCACACCUCCGCCUUUUUCCCCAGCCCCAGCCAACCGCCCCUGCAACACUCCCCCACCUCCGCCGCUGCUGCACCUGCAUGGUGCGAGGAAAACGCCCCUCCCAGACCGCCCCUACCUCAGGUCUACAGUCCCGACGAGCACCCACCCGAUGUGCCGCCCUUGCCCAGGGAGGGUACCGUCAUCCGGCACACCUCCGUACGCGGCCUCAAACGGCAGUCUGAUGAGCGCAAAAGGGACAGAGAGAUUGGGCAGUACACCAACGGAGAUGGCAAGAUUGAACUGAGGCCGUUCCUGAGUGAGCCUGAGCUCCUUGGAGUUGGAGAUGGCUCCAGUCAUAUUGAAAUUAUGGCGUCAGGGCACUUGGGAGGCUACCAGACCUUACCUAGCAGAGGACCGGCUGGCUCCUUGUCCAGGCUGAACCAGUCUUCAAACAUCUCCUCCUACGUGACCCUGCGGAGAACAGCCUCUUCUGCAGGCAUGAAGGAGAGACCAAAGAGUGCCUUGGAGCGUCUGUACUCUGGGGACCCGGUGCAGCAGCAGCUGAGGGGGAAGAUGAGCGCCGACGAGCAGCUGGAAAGGAUGAAGAGGCACCAGAAGGCGCUCGUCCGUCAGCGCAAGCGCACCCUGAGCCACGGAGACCGACACGCCUCCUCAUCGUCACGGGCGUCCUCCUCUCGCCCGCUCUCGGCAGACCUGGGCUCAUGGAGGCGGGAGCAGGAGUUUGACCUGCAGCUGCUGGAGCGGGCCGUGCAGGGCGAGGAGGCGCGGGGUGACAGGAGUGUCCAGGGGGAAGAGAGACCCGCGGACCACCAGGAGAGACCCCGCUCACAUUCUGAUGAAUGGCUGACCUUCCACUCUGGGACCACAACCACUCCCACACCCACCCAGGAAGCAGACCUGGAACCACUAGACUAUGAUGUGGACCUCGGGAAAGAGCUGUCUAAGCCUCAGAAGGUGCUAAUCCCUGAGCGUUACGUGGACUCAGAACCAGAGGAGACCCUUAGUCCUCAGGAGGUGGAGGAGCGCCAUCGUAAGGUGGAGCGCAUCAAGAGCAUUAUUGCCAAGUCCAGGAUUAUCGAUGCAUCAGAUAUCAAUGCAGGUGUUCUGCUAUUACGUGUCUGUGACAGUGUGCAAAACCUAGCACCAUCGGUGUCUCUGGACAAGCCGGAGGUGGGGCUGCUAGGCCUGGACUCAGCUCUGCAGGAGCAGGAGAGGAUCAUAACCAUGUCCUAUGCUCUCGCCUCCGAGGCCUCCCUCAAGAGCAAACAGGUUGCGGUUCCACAGCAGGCUAACAUCUCCACUCCUCCUCCGCCUCCUCCUCUUCCUCCUACUCCUCCUCCUCCUCUGCCUCCUCCCGUUUCUCCAGCGCCGCCCCCUCCUCUUAGCAACGGAAUUCACUACACGUUUGUCUAAUCAGAGGAGUAAACCCAAGCCAUCUCUGGACACUGAGACGCCGGACGCCGUUCCCCCGGGGACAACGCCUGCUGUUUCGGGAGGGUUUCGUCUGCAUCCGGCGCGGGAGGAGGAUUCCAUAGCAAGGGGGCAGUUACGCGGUAGAGGAACUGUAGCAAAGAUAUUUAGCCACACUAAGAACUCUACGGCGUGUGCAGGACUGACGUGGGGGAGCACCCGUGGGUGCCGAGAAGCUAUUUUUGUGAGAAGAAGACGUAAAGGGGCCUUGGCUGCGGAGGCUGCUGCGCUUAUUAACUCUGGAAGUGUAACAAAUGUUAAUCAAUAAUAAAAUUAUUUUACA